AUGCAUAUUUCCUGGCCUCCAUCCGGAGGUAAUGCGUUUGGAAUUGCUACUCUGUCUCUUGGUAACUGGCGAGAACACAAACUCGAACCACGUCUUAAGGCUGCAGCAGAAGCAGGAUAUCAAUGGAUCGACUUGUUUGACGAGUGCUGGGCUGCAUACCUAGAGGAACAUGACUUGCCUGGGGAUCAGCUAUGGGAAGCCACACCAGAAAAUCUUCACAUUGCUCGCAAACUGGGUGACUUAGUUAAGUCUCUAGGAAUGCGCAUUGCCUGCACCCAGCCUCUCCGGAAGAUCGAGGGAAUCAAAGAUCCCACUGAACGCCGGACCACGCUCAACCUGGUCGCGAAACGAUUUCCAUUUAUGCGAGCCUUUGACACCGACCUUGUCUUUAUGUGCGCCAACAUUCGGACGGACAAUGGGGUGACAUCUGAUCUCAAGACGGUCGCGAGAGACCUUGCGGAGCUCGGCGACAUGGCAGCGGUAUAUGCAAAAGCUGAUGGCGGACCUAUGCUGAAAAUUGGAUAUGAAGGCCUAUCUUGGGCUGUGCGCAAUACAUGGUCUGCUUCAUGGGAAGCAGUACAAUUCGCGAAUCGUCCAAACGUGGGAUUGAUUGUGGAUGCCUUCAAUAUUCUCGCUGUCGAGUUUGCAGAUCCCUACAAUCCUGCUGGCCACGGGCGCAUAUACCCAACCCUUGAAGAAUCUCUCGAGGUUCUCGCUGGAUCACUUGCAUCGUUAGCCGCCACAGUACCAGGCGACCGUAUUUUCUUUUUCCAAUGCGGCGAUGCUGAAUUGAUGAAUCCAUCGAGCUUCCUUCCACCGACGGACCCUGAAAUACCCCCAUUACUUCCGUGGUCACGAAGCCAUCGCCUUUACCCUCUUGAGGAGUCCCGGAGUGGUUAUAUGCCAGUGGAGCUUGUCGCAGCUGCAGUGCUCGCUACAGGGUACCGAGGCCCAAUUUCACUUGAAGUAUUCAAUAGCUCCCUCAGUAUACCUGGACAGAGUGUUCCAGAAGAACAUGCCACUAGGGGAAUUGAAAGCUUGCAGAAGCUAUUGGAGACAACAACAGCUCUGAAUCCUUUCUGGUAUGGGCAGACUGAAAAGGAACAGGCCAUUACGCAGGUGAUACGACGCUUACAACCAACGAUGCACCGGCUGUGA
Molecule: messenger RNA, 1158 nt
Organism: Penicillium antarcticum
Lineage: Eukaryota; Fungi; Ascomycota; Eurotiomycetes; Eurotiales; Aspergillaceae
Product: sugar phosphate isomerase/epimerase family protein
Exons: 1
Coding region: 1-1158 (385 amino acids)
Source: RefSeq, a predicted model, not a curated record